Penicillium pulvis is the source of this 1242-nucleotide messenger RNA. It is a transcript of the gene egl2, whose product is annotated as putative endoglucanase. Gene Ontology annotation, molecular function: hydrolase activity, hydrolyzing O-glycosyl compounds; cellulose binding. Lineage: Eukaryota; Fungi; Ascomycota; Eurotiomycetes; Eurotiales; Aspergillaceae. The coding region runs from base 1 to 1242 and encodes 413 amino acids. Gene Ontology annotation, cellular component: extracellular region. The transcript has 5 exons. The record is from RefSeq and is a predicted model, not a curated record. Gene Ontology annotation, biological process: glucan catabolic process.
AUGAGAUACACUCUGCUGCUCGCGGCCAGCGCCGCCCUGGCUCUCGCGGUGCCCCAAGGCCACUCCAAGCGGGCCUCGUCCUUUGUUUGGUUUGGCGCAAGUGAGUCCGGAGCGGAGUUUGGCAGUGGAAAUAUUCCGGGGGUACUGGGAACAGACUACAUUUGGCCAGACACUUCGGCCAUUCAAACCCUACGCAACGCGGGUAUGAACAUCUUCCGGGUGCCAUUCUUGAUGGAGCGAUUGGUUCCCAAUACAUUGACUUCGACCCCAAAUGAGACAUACCUACAAGAUCUGAAGAGUACGGUGGAGUACAUCACGUCUGCCGGCGCGUAUGCUAUCGUUGAUCCACACAACUUUGGGCGAUACUAUGGCAACAUCAUCACCUCCACGAGUGACUUUGCUGCAUUUUGGACGACUGUGGCAACGCAAUUUGCAUCGAAUGACAAGGUCAUAUUUGACACGAACAACGAAUUCAACACGGAGGACCAAACACUGGUGCUUGAUCUCAACCAGGCGGCUAUUAACGCAAUCCGGGCUGCUGGAGCCACCUCGCAGUAUAUCUUCGUAGAAGGAAAUUCGUGGAGUGGCGCCUGGACGUGGACAUCGGUCAAUAGCAAUCUGGUCAAUCUAACGGACCCCAAUGACAAAAUCGUCUACGAGAUGCACCAGUAUCUCGACUCGGGUGGGUCUGGCACAUCCGACACAUGUGUCAGUACGACCAUCGGCCAGGAGCGUGUAGAGGCAGCGACAGAAUGGCUGCAAAGCAAUGGGAAACUUGGUUUUCUGGGCGAGUUUGCCGGUGGUGCUAACUCAGUCUGUCAGAGCGCUGUGACUGGAAUGCUGAGCUACUUGCAAGAGAACAGCGACGUCUGGCUCGGAGCAUCCUGGUGGGCUGCAGGGCCAUGGUGGGGGACUUAUAUUUUUUCGAUGGAGCCGCCCUCGGGGACUGCGUAUACUUACUAUCUGAAUAUCUUGUCUGCCUACUUUCCUUCCACUUCGGGAAGUUCUGGCGGUUCUACAACCACUUCCACAACCACGCACUCUACAUCGACAACCACCACAGCAGCUACGACCACCACUAAAGCCACCACCACGUCGACCAGCACCAGCACAGGUUCUACUACUACUGCAACAGCAUCUCAUUGGGCGCAGUGUGGCGGUACUGGCUGGACAGGGGCGACGACAUGUGCCAGCCCAUAUACCUGCCAGGCCCAAAAUGCAUACUAUUCGCAAUGUCUGUAA